GAUAAGUAUAAUGCAGAGGUGGAGAUAGAGAAGAAAUGUAAUGAAGAAAAACCUAAGUUUCCCUCCAAAAUGCAAAAUAGAGGGAUUCUGGAUUGAACUUUGAAGUUGAAUCGUUCGUUAUCAUCAAUCAAUUUAAUGUCAACGAAACAGAAACAUCUCUUCUUAAAAUCUCCAAAUCUUAAAUUUUGUCCGGUCGCUCACUCACACUCACUCCCCCGUCGGUUACGAAUUGCUGAUAUUCUUCUUGCCGACCAAGAUCACGACGGCGUCGAUUGCAUGGACGCCUUCCGAGAAACGUCGUCGAAGAAGUGCUUUUCGCCUCUCAGACUCGUUGAGUCGUUGCUGGCGCCACUGAGGCCGGCCAAGGGGGUUCGACUUCAGCAACGACGGCAGAACGAGACCGGUGAUUUGCACGCGGCGCCGUCGCCGACGAAUGAACUCAAAGGAAGCGAUGAUUCUAUUGCGAACCCUGCAGGACAGUUACAUGAGAGUGAUACAUCUUUUAAGGUAGGAGUUGGUUGUGGCUUGUUGUAUCUCCUUGCAGCAAGUAAAAAUGAGCUAGGUAAGAUGGUUGAGCUGCGGAAAGAAAUGGAGCUGCUCCUUCAAAAUAUGAAAGGUGAACUACAGCGUAAAGAUGCGCUUCUUAAGCCAUUGAAACAAAAUGACGCUCUUGCCCUUUCCAUAACUGAUAUUCAAGAAGUUUCCAGCUCCGAUAGACACAUUUCUAUUCAUUCACAAACACAGUAUGUUCAACCAGAGUCAAAACGAAAUAUGGUUCCCAAUAACUUUCUAGAAUAUAACAUAAGUAUAAGUGAACAAGGUGAAUGUGCAGAAGAAAUAAAUGAUCUCCAGGCAGAAUUUGAAAUUGAGUUACAGAGGUUGCAGCUGUAUUUAGAUGGAGAAACUGAAUUCGAAGAUGCAAAGCACGAGGGAGUCAAGAUUACUGUUAAGGACUGUAGUUCAAAAAGCAGCCGUAGUUCAAGUUUUGGUGAAAUAACAAUGGAACCUAUAGGAGCAAGUUAUGACGUAUCAUUUGGAGUUUCUCCAAUUGAACUGGAGAGAAGGUUGCAUGAACUGCUUGAAGCAAGACUGGAAGAACGGAUAACAGAGCUGGAGUAUGGGUUAGAAUGUACCACACAAAAGCUUAUGAAGAAAGAGAUAGAGGCUACUUGGUGGAAAGACACCGCACGGCUUCUCUCACAACACGUUCCAGAAACUUCUCGGUUUACUUUUCCACUUGAUCCUGAGAUUGCUGUAAAUUUGAGUAAAUUUGUAGGAUAGUUUGUAUCAGUGUGCAGUCAAUUAAGCAACCAUUAUAUUGUUGAAUAGUACAAUUUAAUCACCCACUGUUAUAUGUAUAUACGUCUCUCUUUUGUCUUCAAAA
Molecule: messenger RNA, 1384 nt
Organism: Vigna angularis (adzuki bean)
Lineage: Eukaryota; Viridiplantae; Streptophyta; Magnoliopsida; Fabales; Fabaceae
Product: protein POLAR LOCALIZATION DURING ASYMMETRIC DIVISION AND REDISTRIBUTION
Exons: 3
Coding region: 136-1281 (381 amino acids)
Biological process (GO): asymmetric cell division
Source: RefSeq, a predicted model, not a curated record